UUGUGAGGCGCAGUUGCGAGCUGAACAACAGAAAGUCGUAUGCUUAGAGACGGCAGGCUGUUUUGCGGUAGAAAUCAUAGCUGCCAGGUACCGAAUUCGUCAUACGAAUUUAGAUCGCAGAGAAUAAACCCGAAGCAGAGAGGAGGAUGUCCGAGAACUCGAGUGACACAGAGUCCUCUUGUGGAUGGACUAUCAUAAGCAAUGAGGGCUCUGACAUUGAAACGCUUGGCCCUGAGAACGGAGGAGGAGAUAGUUUGGACGUCCCAGAGAACCUGCCUGCUUUGGAGGAGGAACUGCAGGAUGUGCCAUCAGUCCAAAGGGCCAAGAGCAGUGAAGAGAGGGCUGAGACAUCUCUUGAAGACACCUUAAAAGAGGAUACGUUACAAGAGACACUGGCUGUUUCUGAGGUAGGACAAGAGCAGGCCACAGAGGAGCAGGUGACGUUUGGGUCUUCCAGUGAUCACUCCGACAUCGUGACCCUGGAGCCAUCGAGGGCGGCAGAACUCGGGGUCUGGGAGGACAGGGGCAGUGAAGAGCAGGAGACGGGGGCCAGCGAGGAGCUGUAUUUGGGCACCUCCUCCAGCAGCCAGUAUUCCUUCAGAGCUCCAGAGACGCCAGGUUCAUUGACAAGCUCCUGGAAGCUCCCGGAGAGUUUGAGGGACUUGAGGAGUCGCCUGACAGGGUGUCUGUCUGGCAGCCACUCUCUUCCAGUGUUUCCGGCUGAGCCCCGGGUGGACGACUCGAGCAGCGACGAGUCGCACGAGCGGCCCAGUCCAGUGUUGAGGAAGCGCCGGGUGAGGAGAAGCACGGCGCCGGCCUCGGGGGCGGAGGAGGGGCCGGCCGGAGGAGCCGGGGAGCUUGAACAGGAACCGCAGUUGGCGGCGGCGGCGGCGGCGGCGACAGUGGUGACCCCUCAGGGCCACGUCAGCGGCACCCUCAACAAGUGCAUCCUGCUGGCACUGGUCAUCGCCAUCAGCAUGGGCUUCGGGCACUUCUACGGUAUAUUUGAAGGGACAGUGCAAAUCCAAGAAAGGCAGAAACUGGUUGAGAGGCUCCAUGAGAAUGAACUGAAUGAUGUGCGAGAUGAUCUGUAUCUAUGUCAGAAGGAGCAGGAUGCCAUUGUAGAGAGUAAGGAAGUGGUAAAGCAUCUGAGAGAAGACCUACAGGAAAAGCAAGACAUGGUGCUGUCCCUGACAGGGAUUAUGGAUACUAUAAGUAAAGAGAACCAGCAGCUCAGAAUGAAACAGGCUGAGCUACAGUCUCAGAAAGAAGACCUUGCAUUGCGUUUAAAGCAGACGGCAGAAGAAAGACAUACGAUUGAGUCGCGUCAGAAAAGUCUGGUGAAUGAGAACCAGCAUUUGAAGAACUCCCUGGAGCGUGAAGAAGAGUCUCUGUCCACCUUGCAGGAAGAGCUGAGGAACCUGAGGGCACAGGUCAGGAGCUUGGAGGAGGUGGGAGCAGGAACGGACUCUAUCAUCACGGAGAACCAGAGGCUGAAGGACCACCUGGAGGAGGAGAAGCAGCGCAUCCACAGUUUCCUGAGGCAGAAGGAGACCCUGAUGGCCGAGGCUCAGAUGCUCAGGAGGGAGCUGGACCGGGAGAGAAAGGUGACCGAUGAGCUCAAAGAGGAGCUGGAACGCAUGAGCCGCACAUUAAAGGACGAAGGGGAGGCAGACCCAGAGACGGAGGAGCUGCAGGCCAGGCUGACGGAGCUGGAGAAGAAACUUAACUUUGAGCAGCAGCGCUCGGAUUUGUGGGAGAGGCUGUACGUUGAAACCAGAGAGGAGAAUUCCAAAGGCGACAAACCCAAGAAGCCCAAAGAAGGCAUUUUUACUAAAGUGAAGGAGACCUUUGACGCUGUGAAAAACUCCACGAAGGAAUUUGUGCACCACCACAAGGAACAGAUAAAGAAAGCCAAAGAAGCGGUGAAGGAGAACUUGAAGAAGUUCUCCGACUCGGUGAAGUCCACCUUCAGGCACUUCAAGGACUCCGCCACACGCGCCUUUGACAAAACCCACAAAUCCUAUGAAAAGAGGUAUCAAGAAAGGAAGGAUGUAAAGCCUGUUAAACAUGAGUAUCAUGAGCCCCCACGCCAUCGCAGAGAUCAGGAUGAUGGCCAAGCGUCUUGGCAGCAUCAACACCAGAGGCCAUUUCACAGGCACCCAAGAAAGUCAACAACUGAUACCUAUCAAGCUAAACAAAACAUGCGCAAGACAGGGGCUAAAACUUGCAAUAAAGAGGAAAGGGAAUCGCACAGGAUUCCCAAAGGAUGCUCUGGUGUGUUUGAUUGCGCAUACCAGGAAUCAAUGAGCUUGUUUAACAAGGCCCUGGAUCCCAUUCGAGCAGAUGAAUUCACUCAGCUAAUCCGCAGCUACCUUAAGAAAGAAGUGGAUCACUUCCACCACUGGAGGGAGUUGGAGAGUUUCAUCAACAGUUUCUUCCACAACGGAGUGUUCAUACAUGACCAGAUGCUGUUCACGGAUUUUGUCAGUGGUGUGGAGGAAUACCUAGAGGACAUGGAUGAAUAUCAGCAACACAGUGAUGAUGUUUUUGAAGAUUUGGAUGAAUAUGUAUACAGACACUUCUUUGGUGAUACCUAUUCAAAACAGUAUGGCCCAAGUAGACCCUUUGAAGGGCCAGUUUCAAGAAAUACAGACGAUAGGCAUCGCAGACAAGAACGGAAGCACCAGCGAGCUCAUUCUCGCCAUCACAGAGAGAGGAAAUGGAGCAAACCUGGUCGCGCGUCAGGAAGACACAUGGCGAAUGUCAAAAUAGAGCUGGGUCCAAUGCCCUUUGAUCCAAAAUAUUAAAAGCAUCUAGUUCAUGUUUUAUUAGUGGCUAACUUGGGUGAUAUUUAAAUUGCAAUGUUUUGUAAUGUGAAGUGGAUGUCUUUUAAAACUGAAAGGUAUUGAGUCACUUUAUGUGUGAUUUUGCAGCACCUUGUGUGUUUUAAAACGCAGCUUACAAAAAAAAAAGUGCAGCUCGGAAUACUGGCUGAAUAGUUUCUCGCUUCCCUGUGCUGUGAAAUACGUCCUUCUUAAAUCCGAUCUACGCUGGUGGAUGCUUUGUCCUUUCCUUUAGUAGACACUUGUGCGCACUAGGAAAAUAGCUUUUACAAAAAAAAAUAAGUUCCAAUAUGAUUAUCUGUACAUUGACAUUAAAGCUUAAUGUGCUUUUAUUUGCUUCGUGGGGAGGAAACUUGUGGGGUUUGCGGUGACAAGUUUUCAUUAUUUAUAGUGUUGGGAAUGGCUAUAGCAUAUUUCUAGUUUUCUCUAAUGGAAUGGGUAGGGCUUUUAGUUUUCAGUGGUUGUUUUUGAAUCACAUGGCAUCCCUUUCUACUCACUGUAACCUUAUUCUGUUUCCCAAUUAUAACACUAAACCUGUAAUUCUGCAAAAAGGGCAAGCUGUUUUUCACUUAGCAUCCCAGCUAGUGACUGCUUCGCCUCAUGUCCAUCCUGCAGCCCCACACUUGAGCCUGGAGUGGGUUUUUUUUAUAGUUUUGGGCUGUUAAAUGGGAUGCUCCGUCAAGUUUUCCAUUAUUCCAUUCUGGAAAAUAGAGAUCUAGUAGCAUGCAACGAUCACAACUGUGAUACUUCAAAUCAUCAGGCCUAUGCGAAAUCAUCAGCCUCCGUGAAGGCGAUGAAAAAUUUUCACUGAAUUGGGAUCAGUGACUGAUAGCUACUGUUCAAAGGAAGGUUGGUGGUUGGAAAAGAAGCACUGAAAACAAUUGGGGGCGAGGCGCACACUCGGGACAGGCCACUUGAUGGAUUUCCUAUCUGAUCAGGGGUCUUGUGGGACAAGGCGAUGUCACUGGCCGCUUCUUUUUUACUGUGUAAAACAAGUCUGGUGAGCUGCACAGCCUGCUAGCUUCUGUUCACCAGAAACCUCAAUUACUAAAUUGAUCUUCUAAAAUCUACUGCAUUAAAGCCCUUAAUCUCUAUUUAGGACCAAAAACAGUUAAAUUAAUAAAAGAGGAAGAAAGAGAAUAAAAAGUGUAGUAUACGCUGGCUUAUUCUGAAGUAAAAUGCAGUGAAGAUUUUACCUGUGAUUGGGUGAUCUUAAGGUACUUGCACUAUUACGUGAAAACUUUGUCACAUUGGGCUGAUUUUGCCAUUUGCUGCUGUAUUUCAAAAACAUUAGAUACAUCUUGAGUUAAACUACCAAAGUUCAUUUUGGGGUGGGGGCGGGGUCUUAAUUGAAAUUCUUUUGCCUCUGAUGUAUAGUGAUCUGUUGUGAAAGAUUAAAUUUUGCAAUUUUUGUUUUCAGUAACAUUCCAAGUGUAGUUUUAGUAAGCUCCUUAAGUGAACAGAACUGGUCUGUCUUUGCUGUCAUGCUGGUGAAAUAGAAUGCACUUCACAAAAUGACCUAAUAAAAAGAUGAAGGGUU
Lepisosteus oculatus (spotted gar) is the source of this 4386-nucleotide messenger RNA. Lineage: Eukaryota; Metazoa; Chordata; Actinopteri; Semionotiformes; Lepisosteidae. The record is from RefSeq and is a predicted model, not a curated record.